Anopheles coustani is the source of this 858-nucleotide messenger RNA. Its product is annotated as angiopoietin-4-like. The transcript has 2 exons. NCBI's taxonomy places the organism in Eukaryota, Metazoa, Arthropoda, Insecta, Diptera, Culicidae. The record is from RefSeq and is a predicted model, not a curated record. Bases 1 to 858 code for a protein of 285 amino acids.
AUGUCUAUGCAGGACAAUGCCAUAGCUACGAAAGUGAAAGAUGAAGCGCUCCAAAACACAUUGACCAGUUUGAUAUUUGUGCUGGACAAUAAACUCAUUGCUAAGAUAAGCAAUCUUCAACGGAAGCUGGACGUCCUCGAGCGCACGAUUCAGGAUGAAAAUGAUGCUGUGAGAAGAAGAGAUGAAAGUCUGCAGAGCAAGAUAAACGCUAUGGAGAUUAGCUUGAAGACAAGAAGCGAUACCCUGAUGGAAGUUCUGUUGGGCAUGAAGACAGCAAUGACUACUGCAGCGAGCAUGUUGAAGAUGAAUUCAACGAGCAUCCAUUUGAAGCUAAAAGAAUCAGUCAACCAACAGAAGCAACAAGAUGAAGGCGCUAAGAUCUUCCCCCAGACUACCCUACCGGUGAUCUAUCAGUCAUGCAUGGAGGAGCCUACAAAAGUGUCUGGCAAAUAUGCAAUUCAACUUCAGAAAGAAAGUCAAAAACUAAUUUCAGUGUAUUGUGAACAAAGUGCGCAUGGCGGUGGGUGGAUCGUGUUUCAGCAUAGGUUUAAUGGCAAAGAGGAUUUUUACCGCAAUUGGGCUGACUAUCGUGAUGGAUUUGGUAGCUUAGACGGCGAGUUCUGGUUAGGGUUGGAGAGCCUUCACCAGCUCACCUCAUCCCGGAAGCAUGAGCUAAUGGUGGAGGUGAAUGAUACACGUGGCAAUUAUGGAUACGCACGCUACGACCAUUUCGAGAUCGGUGACGAAAGUGAGAAAUUCAAACUAAAGAUUGUUGGCCGUUCUAAAGGAACGGCACGAGAUACUUUGAAGCAGCGGUUGGGAGACAAAUUUACAACUAAAGAUGAGGACAAUGAUUGA